Rosa chinensis is the source of this 1166-nucleotide messenger RNA. RefSeq lists its product as uncharacterized. The transcript is spliced from 4 exons. The record is from RefSeq and is a predicted model, not a curated record. The coding region runs from base 3 to 1007 and encodes 334 amino acids. NCBI's taxonomy places the organism in Eukaryota, Viridiplantae, Streptophyta, Magnoliopsida, Rosales, Rosaceae.
UCAUGAGCGCCGACUCGUGGGAGACGGCGCCGAUUUCACCGGAGGAGGAGGUCAUGUCGGAGGCGGCGGCGGCAGCGGCGGCGUCUUCAUCAUCGGAGGAGGUUGUGGAAGACACAGACUCUGAUCAGACCACCAUCGCGUCGUCGUCGUCGUCCUCGGCGGAGAAGAGGCAAAAUCUCUGGUUUUAUGCGGAGCUGAACCAAGUCCGUCUUCUCCAGAGGGCCUUGAGACCCCUGUUUCAGACUGCCUACACCGACCGAGAGUACCCUGACGACAUGUUCCACGCCGGACACAUCCGCGACGCCGGCCACCUCAGCAUAUCGCCGGACGGGAUUCUUCUGAUCUGCACAACCUCUUUCCCGCCUCAUCUUGACGCCUAUCUCCAACUGCCUCUCGCAAACUUCUCCGCCUUUCGCUGCCGCAAGGAGCGCGUGCUGGACCUCCACCUCCGCCUCUUGGAGAACCGAAUCAACAGUACCAUCGACGAUUAUGAAGACGAUGAUGAUGGCAUUUCUGUAUGCUUCUCUGGAGCGAAGCCGAACUACAACGCCCUGCUCUAUUCUCUGAGGGACAGGGAUGCCGUUGCCGUGCACAGCUCUGAGAUGGCGCUCAUUUCCUCAUAUCGGGGUUCUUUGGGGGGAUUGGAUUGGUCAGAUUACAGUUAUAUAGUGAGCAUUGAGAUGCCGGCCCAGAUUUUUAGGCAACUUAUCAAUUCUCUGAGCUUUUAUGGGUUUGAAGUUCAUGCCGAUGUGACAGCGACUCGAAUUAUGUUCCGUGUAGUCAAUAAAGUGGUUUUUCUGGAGGAAGGGGCUGAGAGAUACCGGAUUCUGCGUGAGAGGGGUCAAUAUCCAUUUUUGUUGGAAUUCGGUAUCCAUCAUAAGAGUGCAUUCCUGAAUGCGGCGAGUUUAUCAGACAGAGUUAGGCUGCACCAGCUUUUGGAUUUACGCACUGUGUUGGAGGUACCUGUUAAUGGACUCGGUAGCAUCAUGUUUUGUUCUAGGCUUUAGGUGAUCAUCUAUGAGUCAAAUUUUACAUGUAUUUUCACUGUCCUGAUUGAGAAUUCUUUAGGGUGUACCGAUUCCAGUAGAUGUUGCAGAAUCUGUCUCUAUUACCAUUGUUGACAUGCAACAUUUUUUCAUGUUGGUUGUAGCUUGCCUCCACCUCAU